Molecule: messenger RNA, 3105 nt
Organism: Manis javanica (Malayan pangolin)
Lineage: Eukaryota; Metazoa; Chordata; Mammalia; Pholidota; Manidae
Gene: VNN1
Product: vanin 1
Biological process (GO): pantothenate metabolic process
Molecular function (GO): pantetheine hydrolase activity
Source: RefSeq, a predicted model, not a curated record
AAUAUCAAGACUUGUUCCGUUACUCAGCAGUCUUUGGACUUCAUCAUGAUUGCUUCUCAGCUGCUGGCUUUUGUGGUAAUUUCAGCUUCCUGUGUCUUAAAAUCCAGCUCCCUGGAUACUUUCAUUGCUGCUGUUUAUGAGCAUGCAGUGAUAUUGCCUAGUGCCCCUCUACACCUAGUGGCCCGUGAAGAGGCAUUGGCAUUAAUGAACCAGAAUCUGGACCUUUUGGAGGGAGCAAUUGCAUCAGCAGCCAAACAGGGUGCACAUAUUAUUGUGACUCCAGAAGAUGGUAUUUAUGGCUGGAACUUCAGCAGAGAAUCUAUUUACCCAUACUUGGAGGAUAUCCCAGACCCUCAGGUGAACUGGAUCCCUUGUAAUAAUCCCAACAGAUUUGGCCAAACCCCAGUGCAAGAAAGACUCAGCUGCUUGGCUAAGAACAACUCUAUCUACAUCGUGGCAAAUAUUGGUGACAAGAAGCCAUGCAAUGACAGUGACCCUCAUUGUCCCCCUGAUGGACGUUACCAGUACAACACUGAUGUGGUGUUUGAUUCUCAGGGAAAACUGGUGGCACGUUACCAUAAGCAAAACCUUUUCAUGAGUGAAGAGCAAUUCAAUGUACCCAAGGAGCCUGAGCUUGUGACUUUUGACACCACCUUUGGAAGGUUCGGCAUUUUCACGUGCUUCGACGUACUCUUCCAGGAUCCUGCCGUUACUCUGGUGAAAGACUUCCACGUGGACACCAUCCUCUUCCCAACAGCUUGGAUGAAUGUUUUGCCACAUUUGUCAGCUAUUGAAUUCCACUCGGCUUGGGCUAUGGGCAUGAGGGUCAAUUUUCUGGCAUCCAAUUUACAUAACCCUUCAAUGAAUAUGACAGGAAGUGGCAUCUAUGCACCUGAUUCUCCAAGAGAAUUCACUUACAAUAUGAAGACAAAAGAGGGAAAGCUUCUCCUCUCACAACUGGAUGCCCACCCAUGCCAUGCUGCAGGGGUAAAUUGGAAUUCUUAUGCCAGUGGCAUAGAAGCACCCUCAACAGGAAACCAGGAAUUUAAGGGCACUGUCUUUUUUGAUGAAUUCACCUUCUUGGAGCUUACAGGAGUCACUGGAAACUACACAGUUUGUCAGAAAGAUCUCUGCUGUCAUCUAAGCUACAAGAUGCUUGAGAAGAGAUCAGAUGAAGUUUAUGCCCUAGGGGCAUUUGAUGGACUACAUACUGUAGAAGGGAGCUAUUAUUUACAGAUUUGUACUCUGCUGAAGUGCAAAACAACGGACUUACACACCUGUGGGGACUCCGUUGCAACUGCCUCCACCAAGUUUGAAAUGUUUUCCCUCAGUGGUACCUUUGGAACCCAGUAUGUCUUCCCCGAGGUAUUGCUAAGUGAAAUUCAGCUUGCACCUGGAGAAUUUCAGGUGUCAAGGGAUGGGCGCCUGUUUAGCCUGAAGCCCCUGUCUGGACCCGUCUUGACAGUGACUCUGUUUGGGAGGUUGUAUGAGAAGGACUCCAUGUCGAAUGCUUCCUCAGGCCCCACAGAACAAGCACCAAGAGUUAGCUCUUAGUUUUAACUCCUAUUGUGCAGUCAUUAAGUUGGUAGAAUAUUUGCAUGUCCUUUCUUUUACCUUGGAGAAUUGAAGAAAUAAUGAAUGAGAAAAGAAGGAUGGGCCUGGGCUUUUGAUAACAGUGGUUGUGGUCUCUCAUAUAAGUGAAUUACUAAUAAUACAUUAAUAUACACACACAUUAGGCAACAUAAGCCAAAUAAAUUGUGAUAAAAUGUUGAAAGGUAAAAUUUGUAGUGAGAAUAACAACUGUGCCCACCUUUUAGGGUGUUGUUUUUUGUGUUUUUUUGGUGAGAAUUAAAUAAGUGAAUACAUUUAACGUGCUUGGACAUGUUCCUAGCAUAUGGGGAGCCCUGUAUAUGUGUUAGCAUUACAGUUACAAAUAUAUCACGUAUACAUAUGACUGUCACAGUAAAACUACUCAUGAUGUAUUUAUUGCUACAAUUAUAUCACCUCUGAUUGUUUAAAGUAUGUUUACUUCCAAAAGUUCAGCCACCCUCCGUAUUUCAAUUAGAAACUCAGUGAAUUCAACAUCAUUGGCUUUGCCUUGAUGUCUCGUGCCUUCUAUCCUAAAAGAAAGCUGGGCUUACAUAGGAAGCUGUUCCAGGCCUUCACAUCUUUGGUGUGUUUUCAGUCAUGAUUGACUGCCUAUUUCAUGCUUUGAUGAUCUUGUCAGUCUAUAAGCAUAUUAGCAGGGUGGCUCUAAAGCAGACAUUUACCUGUCAUAUGGUCUGUUACAUAUUUUUGUGUGGCCUGUGAGCUAAGAAGGCUUUUAUGCUUCUAAAUGAUUGGAAAGGAAACUACAAAAAAGAAUAAGAUUGUGUGACACAUGAAAAUCAUUUGAAAUUCAGAAGUUAGUCUCCACACCUAAAGCUUUAUUAGACACAACCAUGCUUAUUUAUUUAGAUAUUGUUGAUGGUUGUUUACAUGACACAAUGGUGAAGUUGAGUAGUUGUGACAUAGACCAUAUGGUCAAAAAAGCUAACAAUAUUUAUACCUGGCCCUUUACAGAAAAUGUUUGCUGACUUCUACUCUGAUGUAUUAAAUAACAAUGAUUUAGUAUUGAUUUAGUAUUGAAAUGUUUAAUGUGAGUCAGUGAGCAAAUUGCCCUUGAGUGUCUUAGAAUUCUUCCAUCCAAGGUACCACAUCUUUUGCUAAAUUUGGUUAUGCUCUAAAAUUCCUCAGAAAAAUCAUGUUAGUAUUAUUUUUCAAAAAUUUCCUAGAGAUCAACCAAGAACUGCUCAAAUUAAUGUACUGUUUGAUAUUUUUCCCUGUGAAAAACUUACCAGCUUGUCUUCUAAUGAUUUUUCUUGAAAUUCAACAUUGCAGCAGUGAAUUUACUUUUUAAAAAAUGGUAUUUACUGUAUCCAUACCCAACUCUGACUACGUAUUCAUUAUGGAUUUCUUUAAUGCAUAUAUGUGAUUUUACAAUAGUUUUGUUGUGCUCUUUAAUUGUAAUUUUCUUUAUUUUGAAUAGAACAUCUGUGAUGCUUGUUUGAUAUAAAUAUCCCAAUUCCAAGAAAGACCAAUGAACAAAUAAACUUUUAAAUCUAC